AAAUAUUUGCAAUAUUCUUGUUUUUGUUUGUAAAGCCAUUGUUAUUGAGAGUGACCUGUGAGAAAGUCUGUUGAGCAUCGUGAAAGCCUCAGAGUCAUCAACGAGCAUGUUUAUCGCGAACUUUUGCAAAUAUGCUCAAUAAGCUCGUAUGAGAAAGCAUAGUGGCGUGUUCAGAGCCGUCUUUGAUCCGCGUUGCAACCUCAUUCUUUGCAAAAAACCGCGCUGUUGCGACCUUAGUUGCCGAUCCCUAGCGAUGACACCUUCGCGCCAGUUUAAGAGUCAAUCGCACCAGACUUUCUUUGGCUACGACAUUUUAAUUUAAUUUACAUAAAAGCCAUUCAUAACAAUAAAAGGGGCAAUAAUAGUUCAAGAUACACGGCACGGUAGUUGAAGCGGUGUACCGGGAAAAUAACCUUGUUUCAGCCAAAAAGGUUGCUCAAUGUCGAUCCCUGAGCAAGUUUGAGCGAGCUUGAACGCUGCCACAAAGGGACUUGUUCACCGUCAAGGUGGCUUCCAUUCCGCCAUCAGGAUUAAAGGAGCUCUUACUGCAUUUCUGCUCACCUCGGCGCUUAGACGGUGGAUUCGUCGCGACACCAAACACAAUGGCAGAAACUCAUGAACCAGACGCCAACGCGGUCAUGAGCCGUAAUACGGGCUCAGCAAACACUAUUGUUGUCGAUUCAGGCGAAAAUGAAAAGACCCAUGAGUUCAAUGAGCAGACAAAUUAUGUGCCAAAGCGAGCCAUCGUUACAAUAUUCCUGGCAUGCGCAAGUGUAGAUCUGCUGGCGUUGAUGGACCAGACUAUGCUGGCAACCAGUUUAUACAUCAUCGGAAAUGCUUUGGGUUCAACAGCCCAGGUCUCGUGGAUCGCAAGUGGAUACUUCAUAACUUCAACAGUCGGGCAGCUCAUGUAUGGGAGAUUAUCUGAUAUAUGGUCUCGAAAAAUCAUCCUACUACUGGGGCUCGCAAUAUUCUUCGUCGGAUCGCUGGCCUCAUCUCUAGCGCAGUCUAUCUUGCAGCUUACAAUCUUCCGAGCCUUUACAGGUAUCGGAGGUGGCGGGCUUAUGACUGUGGCGCAGCUCAUAGUGAGCGAUGUCGUUCCUCUUCGGGAGAGGGGGAAAUAUCAAGGGAUAUUGGGUGCCGUCGUUGCUCUCGCAAAUGGCAUAGGUCCUGUCAUUGGAGGUGCACUCUCGUCGAGUUCUGCGGACUCAUGGCGAUGGAUCUUCAGAAUGCAACUGCCACUGACGCUUUUGACAACACUUUGCGUACUGUUCUUCAUGCCAUUGAAGAAAGUAGAAGGAGAUUGGAGACUCAAGCUCAAAGCCGUUGACUUUCUGGGCAUAUUCCUUGCCUUGGCUGGAAUGACUGUCGUAAUUCUGGGGUUGACCUGGGGAGGAAAAGAGUACUCCUGGAAUUCCGCUCAGGUUAUCGUAACGUUAGUAGUGGGCACGGCUGCAUCCGUUGCUUUCAUGCUAUGGCAGUGGAAAGGACCUCGAUAUCCAUUGAUACCACUGCACAUCUUCAAGUCAAAGAUCGUCAACGGCGCAUGCCUAACCAUGGCUAUCAACGGUUGGAACUUCGUCAUGCAAGUUUAUUACAUCCCCUCCUUCUACCAACUCGUCUACAACUACUCCGCCACAAAAUCAGGAGUGAUGCUUCUCCCCAUCACACUCCUCCAAACAGCCAGUAGCACGUUCUCCGGACUCAUCGUACACUGGGUCGGUCGGUACCGUGAGUGCAUUCUAUUUGGCUGGUUAUGUUGGGCCAUAGGCCUUGGCUUAAUGUCAACUCUCGAUGAAAACACCAGCAUUGGAAAACAAAUUGGUUACUCAGUACUUAUUGGAGUGGGUGUUGGUAAUACACUGCAGCCUGCGCUCAUUGCUACACAAGCUGGUGUUGAGAGGCGUGAUAUGGCUGUUGUCACAUCAUUCCGCAACUUCGUGAGAAACCUUGGGGCCACAUUGGGCCUUGCAGUUUGCGGGACAGUCCUGAACAACGUCUUAGCUGGUUCUCUAUCCUCCUUAAAUCUAGACCAACAUGACUCAAAGACAUUGAUUGGCAACCCUCAGUCAUUUCUAGACACAGUCUCGCCAAGCGAAGCGGAAAAGAUCCGCUCAGUUCUUCUCCCAGCAUACAGACAGGGAUUUCGCAUAAUAUUUCUUAUAGGUGCAGGCGUCGCAAGCCUUGCAUUUGUGCUGGCAUUUUUCCUAAUGCCGCAGGUUGAUCUCACUCGACCGGACGACUCCCGGCUUAAGGAGGAAGGCCGUAAGGCGUAUGAAAAGAGGGAGAAACACGCGGUGUAGUGGUUGCGAUGAUUGUGACUACAUGAUGAUAUUCUGAGGAAGCGUGCUAUCGUCCGGGCUCUAUAGGCAAAGAGAUUAUGAUAAGUAUUUAAAUGGAGAUUUAGACCUUAUCAACCAAAAGCGUUUUAAUUCUUCAUACCAAUGUUACUACAGCUACUAUCUAAUAUAUAAUCAUUGAAGAAUUACUGCCUUUCUACCCAGCUUUGAAUCAGACCUUUUCUAGU
This is a messenger RNA of Fusarium verticillioides 7600, 2527 nucleotides long. RefSeq lists its product as hypothetical. NCBI's taxonomy places the organism in Eukaryota, Fungi, Ascomycota, Sordariomycetes, Hypocreales, Nectriaceae. The transcript has 9 exons. Gene Ontology annotation, molecular function: transmembrane transporter activity. Gene Ontology annotation, biological process: transmembrane transport. The record is from RefSeq and is a predicted model, not a curated record. Bases 603 to 2303 code for a protein of 566 amino acids.